This is a messenger RNA of Lagopus muta (rock ptarmigan), 5704 nucleotides long. It is a transcript of the gene TCF7L2, whose product is annotated as transcription factor 7 like 2. The record is from RefSeq and is a predicted model, not a curated record. Gene Ontology annotation, cellular component: catenin-TCF7L2 complex; beta-catenin-TCF complex. Lineage: Eukaryota; Metazoa; Chordata; Aves; Galliformes; Phasianidae. Gene Ontology annotation, biological process: canonical Wnt signaling pathway; regulation of transcription by RNA polymerase II. The transcript is spliced from 14 exons. Gene Ontology annotation, molecular function: DNA-binding transcription factor activity, RNA polymerase II-specific; RNA polymerase II cis-regulatory region sequence-specific DNA binding. Bases 385 to 1779 code for a protein of 464 amino acids.
UCUAUAUUUUUGAUUAUUAUUAAUUUUUCGCGAGUGCGGGUGCGCGCCGUGAGCAGCUCCGGGAAGAAAGAAAGAGAAAAUCCAGAAGAAGGGAAGGAAGAAGCCCAAAGUCACUGGUGCAAAGGAGCAAAGGAGAGACAUUUCCCUCCCCUCCUCCUCCCUCUUUUCCCCUCCCCAGGAGGAAAGAGAAGGGGAAAAAAAAAAGAAACUUUCACCUUGGACUCUUCUUUUUUUGGUGCAAACUUUCCCCCCCCCCCUCCCCUGUUCUUUUUCCUUUUUUUCCCCCCUCCCCGUUCCCCUCCUUUUUUUUUUUUUUUUUUCUCCUUUUUUUUCCCCCUUCCCCUUUUUGCAAAAUUGCUGCUGGUGGGGUGAGGCAGGAGGAAAAUGCCGCAGCUGAACGGCGGUGGAGGGGACGACCUGGGCGCCAACGAUGAACUGAUCUCUUUCAAAGACGAAGGGGAGCAGGAAGAGAAGAUCUCCGAGAACUCCUCGGCCGAGAGGGAUUUAGCUGAUGUCAAAUCGUCUCUCGUCAAUGAAUCAGAAACGAAUCAAAACAGCUCCUCGGACUCGGAGGCGGAGCGGCGGCCCCCGCCUCGCUCCGAAACUUUCAGAGAUAAAUCCCGAGAAAGUUUGGAGGAAGCUGCGAAGAGGCAAGAUGGAGGGUUGUUUAAGGGCCCACCAUACCCGGGUUAUCCCUUUAUAAUGAUCCCCGACCUCAGCAGCCCGUAUCUGCCCAACGGAUCGCUCUCUCCGACGGCGAGGACGUAUCUGCAGAUGAAAUGGCCACUGCUUGAUGUUCAGGCAGGGAGCCUUCAGAGUAGACAAGCCCUCAAGGAUGCUAGGUCUCCAUCUCCAGCACACAUUGUUUCUAACAAAGUGCCAGUUGUGCAGCACCCGCACCAUGUACACCCUCUUACACCGCUUAUCACGUACAGCAAUGAGCACUUCACACCAGGAAACCCUCCUCCACACUUACCAGCCGACGUAGAUCCAAAAACAGGAAUUCCAAGGCCUCCACAUCCUCCAGACAUAUCUCCUUAUUAUCCCCUAUCACCAGGCACUGUAGGACAAAUCCCCCAUCCGCUAGGAUGGUUAGUACCACAGCAAGGUCAGCCAGUGUACCCAAUCACGACAGGGGGUUUCCGCCACCCUUACCCAACAGCUCUGACCGUCAAUGCUUCCAUGUCAAGCUUUCUCUCCUCUAGGUUUCCUCCACACAUGGUCCCGCCACACCAUAGUUUACAUACAACUGGAAUCCCUCAUCCGGCCAUAGUCACACCAACAGUCAAACAAGAAUCUUCCCAGAGUGACGUCGGCUCACUCCACAGCUCAAAGCAUCAGGACUCCAAAAAAGAAGAAGAGAAAAAGAAGCCACACAUAAAGAAACCUCUUAAUGCAUUUAUGUUGUAUAUGAAGGAAAUGAGAGCAAAAGUUGUAGCAGAAUGCACAUUGAAAGAGAGCGCAGCCAUCAACCAAAUCCUUGGUCGAAGGUGGCAUGCGUUAUCCAGAGAAGAACAAGCGAAAUACUAUGAACUAGCAAGAAAGGAACGACAGCUUCAUAUGCAGCUGUACCCGGGCUGGUCCGCACGGGAUAACUAUGGAAAGAAGAAGAAGAGGAAAAGGGAUAAGCAGCCAGGAGAGACCAAUGAACACAGCGAAUGUUUCCUAAAUCCUUGCCUUUCACUUCCUCCGAUUACAGACCUGAGCGCUCCUAAGAAAUGCCGAGCGCGCUUUGGCCUUGAUCAACAGAAUAACUGGUGCGGCCCCUGCAGUCUUUGAAUUUGGAAUAUUAUGAUGGUAGGUAUUUCAACCCAAACCACACUCUGUGUAGUGAUUCCCCCUCCCACAUUCUCCCCUCUUACUCAUGCCAGUCCCAUGUGCUUCAUCUCAUUUAGAAUGUAGAUCAGAUGUUCAUCAUAUUUUGUGUAUGCACGCAGUCUUGUUUGUGCUUAGUGUCGAGGAAAACGUGAAUCAAGGGUGGUGUUGUAUGUCAAAAUACUAGAUAAGGCACCAAAAUUGUUUUCAGAUGAUUGUCCUGUUUCAGGCAUGCUAGUACUGGGUGUUUUGGGGGCUGACAUGUUAGAUACCAGCAUGUAUGUUAAGAAACAAGUUUUAAAAGCUGCUGUUUCUUAAAGCUUAAGGAAAGGAAGAAGAGUUCAAGAGCUGGGUAGGCACCUUCCAUGUGUCAGGACUCGAGUCUCAUGCUAAGCAAAGGCUUGGAUGCUGUGUUUAAUCAGGCUUUAUUCUGUGGUUAAUUUACCAGACACUAUCAGCAGAUAUUUGUGUAGUCUAGAGAUACAGUACUGGAAACAUGUAUGCUGUAUGCCAUGCACCAGAAUGGAGGGCACGUCAUGUUUGUGUGGCUCUGUAUUUCCUUAGUGGCUUAAGUAAGCAUCAUACUUUUAAAACUACAUUUUAUCAGCCAAGGGACUUUUCCUUCAGUCUGUGCAGUGCUUAUGUUACACAUGAAACUUAAACUCUCUCUUAAAUUAUGCCUGGUUUUGGCCAGAGAUCUUUGCUGCACAUUAGUGACAACUUUUUUAGACCAGUUUCAGAAUCAUUUUUGAGCAGCGUGGCCCCUUUUCAGUGGUAAGGUAGCUUUAGGGUUACUGAUACAGUCAGCUUUUUUUUUCUUCUUUUUUUUCUUUUAAAACAUAGAGACAUUUUAUCACUGGGUAGUGUAGGGCAUUUCUCUCUUAGUUGUUGUCCUAAGCAUUACAACAUGGCAUUUGAUAGCAUGGUAGCUUUUUGUAGCGCAUCUUAAGUAGAUGCUAAAGAUGUACAGUUUGCAAAUACAAAAAAAAACCUGAGACAUCUUUGCUCACAGCAACCCUUGUCAUCAUCUGUGGCUUUCACUCAUGGCAAUUGCAGUGUUCUGGGUUUUUCUGAUGCUGUCCUAGGGCUUAUUUCAAUGACAGCAUGAGCAGGGUCAGUUCUGUUUGUGCCUGGGGUACUGAUGUAGCAGCUGACACUUUCAGAGUGUCACACAAGUGGAUAAUCCUCACAGUGUGCUUCUAAGGGGGGAUAUGUAGUAUUUUUGUUCCCUCUUUAAGAGCUGCAAAACUGAGGCACAAAACGUUCCUCAGAUGUUGACUUAUUCCCCUUCACCAGGGUUGCCUGAAGUUGUUCACUUCUGGUAAAAUUUGGCUUGCAGGGUUUUGGAGUUGUGCCCAUCUAUUUAUUCUGGCCCACCUAACCCUGUCCCCUACAUGACCACAGAUAGCACAUAGUGAAGAUGGAGAAGUGUCCCCCCCGCCUUGAACCAAGAUUUGUUUAAAUGGCUUUUCAGAUUAAAAGUGGCCUCACUGUUUAAGAGUUAAACAUGAAACAGAAAGAGAGAAAAAACUCUGCUUCCUCAGUCCUAAUCAAAUGAACAUUGAAGGUAGCAGACCAGAGUUUUCAGUUUUGAGAGCUGUUAAUUCUGCAAGCUCAGGAAGUCAGACAGUUCUUUGGUAGCCUGAUAUAAGUUGGCUCUGCCAUGAGAAAUUCCUCAUUUUGGGCCACAGAACUUAAAACAGUAUUAACAAAAUCAUUUUUAAUUCUCUACAUACUAGAUUCAAACUGUGAAUUAGUGAGAUAAUUAGCUGCCUUGUGGGUUCAGAGCAAUCCCGCUGAAUGGCUUCCGGAGCAGUGUCAGUGAGGAGGGCAGAGUUUGGGUCUCUGCUUGGAGUGAGAGGAAACCUUGCAGUCUCCAAGUUGAGAAAACCCACCUUUCAAUGCAGGUGUCAGCAUAGAGUUUUGUGCACAUCGCUGUUCUGCUUUGCCAUUGGCAGCUGCACAGAAAGUCAUAAUGUGAAUUCUGGAUCUGGCAGCAUUGCUCAGCUGGAGCUAGGAAUUGUGGAGGCAGAGGCCAGGAGCAGCAGAAAUGCCCAUAGCCAUGUGCUAGAGGCUUUCCUUGCUGUUUGUUGUUGGUAGAAGAAUUAACAGGUUCUGUUUUGAGCCCACCAAGUUAAUUUCUUUCUGUCUUUUAACGUUGCUCUAAUAAAGCAUGGUUUAUAGCCUUUACUUGCUGUCCUCUAUCUUUCUUCCUUUCCUUCUUUUUUAACAUUUAAGUUGCAUGGAUGUCUUUAGUUUUUAGCAUGUAUUUAUCUGCAGGCUAACGUGGUUAUAACUCUAUUAGCCCUAACUCCUUACCUUGCCAGGGGUACAUGGAGCAGAGCCCCUGAUUCUCUGGAGGAAGGAAGCCACAACCCUGAUCUGCACUAAAGCAGGUGGAAAGAUGGGGUUCUGGUCUGCGACUCCCUUCCUGGCUAUGGGACAUCUAGUGCCAGGCUCAAGCUGGUUAGAUCUCCCAUGCAGCUGAGAAAUGUCCAGUCCCAGUGCCUAGGAUUGACCCAAUGCUAUAUAUAGGGGAGCAUAGUGACUACCAGAGUUGGAAGUAUGUCAAAGCACAUGCAUGGGGAGUUUCACACAAUGAUGUUCAGCAUUGGUGCCACACUUUGGAGAUUCUCCUGAUGAAGUUGCUGAGCUGGUGAGAAAGGUGUCCAUGCUCCUUCAUGUUGGUGGCUUUGAGCUGAGCGUCCAAAGUUUCUGUGGCAGAGCUGCUUUAGACAGAUGUGGUCAAAUACGUUGGGCUGUGAGAACAUGGUCAGCACUUCCCCAGAAAGUGCUUGAGCAGAAGGACUGGAGAGCUGUCCGUAGGAGGGUCAGGGUGGCCACUCAGUGUCAUUCUCCCAGAUGCUUCAGUUGUUUGCCUCAUUAUUUUUGUCUUGCUGCUUGAACUGUCAUGCAGACACUUGGCAAGAGAGGUGGUGUGAGACUGUCAUCUGUUUUCAUUGCUCCUUUACAUUAUUAAGGGGACAGAGGGAGGAGAAAAGAUUUAUUGGGUCACUUACGUGGAGGUGAACUUGUAAGACUCUCAUAUUCCCUGGUGUGAAAUAAAUUCCCCAUGUUGCUCCUUACCUUUGUGCCUGUCGUCGUGCUCCUCACCCACUGAAAUUGGAUUCCACUGAAGUGACAAGGAUGGCCUCUCAGAGGAAAAUUCCCCCAAUGCAGACAAGCAGCUUCCCAAAUCUACCACUCUGCCUUAAACCAAAAAGUAAAACUGAGUCAAUUUAAAGCCACAACCUGCAGGCCAUACAACCAGUUAUUCUUGUUAUUUUGGAUCAUACUCUGUUUAUCCUGUUCUUUUUCUGGUUUUCCUUCUGUUUGAUUUGUUGUUUUGUUUUUAUUUCCCCUCUCUCAUUCUCUCUAUUAUAUUCCUCCUGUCUGACUCUGACCUUUCUGGAUUUGGUGUGGUUCUUAACAGAGGAGAAAGCGAGGAGUUUAGGUUGCAGCAGUCUGGCCUCCCAGGGCAGAGCAUCGUAAGAGCGGCCAGGUGAUGCAGGGUAGAGAGCCCCUUUGAGGUGGCUUGAGAUACAUUCAACAUAUCCAGGGCUUUUAUUUCCUAAAGAUAUGUUUUUUAUUUUUUGAGAGGAAAAUUGAGUCUGUAGAUCAGCACAGUGGGCUUGAAAAACUUGCUAUAUCCAGUUUUGUAAUUCUGAAAGUCAGUAAAUAGGGCAAGGAGGCGGCCCGAAGAGGAGAGGGAUGAAGAGGCAAUGGGUGCAGCCUUUCCAAAUCUGUUAGCCCAGGGAGGGCUGAGCGGACGGGGCACCGUGGCCGCCUGCCAGCCCCAGGAUGGUGCACAGGGCCGGGCCCAAGGCCCCGUGCUGUAGCUGUCUGCGUCGGCAUCUCUGCCUUCAUUCACAGAUAACUCUCUCCCUGU